AUUUUGAAUGUUUCAUUAAACAUUUUAAGUAGAACUGUAGAUCAGGGGUGGCCAACCUAUGGCACAUGUGCCCAAAGUGGCACGUUGAGAGAAUCAAUUACAGUUGUCAUGGAUCAAAGCAGUUCAAUAAAAAUUAAAGAAAUGGGAAGUAAUUUUGAAAUUACUGAACAAAAAGAUGAUUAUAUUACAAAUACUAUUAAGUUACUAAGAAAAUGGGCAGAAGUCAAUGCAACAGAAGAUACUUUAGUCAAAGAAAGAAAGGAAUUCAAAAAAAAUAUGCUACUCUUAGAAAAACGACAUAAAGAAUUUAUAGAAAAAGAAAAAUUAUUUGAAGAUUCUACCAAAAGAUAUGAAAAAUUCCUUCAAGAGAAUUCUGUAAAAUUAGCUCAAGCUGCUAAAAAAAAAGAAGAGGAAGAGAAUUGCCAAGCUAGACAUACAACCCUAAUAAAUAGUCUUAAAGAAGAAAUACAACUUUUGCAACAGAAAGAAAAUAAAUUAAACCAACAAAUUCAAAAUUAUCAAGUAUUUCAAGAAUUUGUAAGAAAAGUUGCUGAUAGUAGCGGGGAGUUUAGUACCGUUAAUGAUGUGGUAAAUCGAUUUGAAAUACUGAUGAUUGUGUUAAAGGAACUUUCAGAACAAGGAAGACUUUUCAAUGAAGAAAUUGAGGCAGAAAGAUCUCAAAUGAUGCAAUAUAUAGAAGAAAAAAACAACGAAAUAUUAGAAUAUAAUAAUCAAAUAGCCGAGUUGCAAAGAUGCAUGGAUCACGCAUUGACCGAAGCACUGAAAUGCGAAUCGAGAUGGAACCAUUUGAAAAAUGCCACGAGUAUGAAAUGUUUAGAAAGAGGACGAAUUAAAAUGGCAGUCCAUAAUUUAUUUAAUAUAAUAAUCAAACAUCAAAAGCUAGAUUUUCAUACUGAAGACACAAUGCAACAACUUGAAAAGAUUCAAGAAUUUAUUGUUGAUUGGAAGGAAGUGAUGGAAGAAAUGAAAAGUACUCAUUUGUCUGUGGAAAGUAUAUCUUAGUUUAUAGUAAAGAAAAUUAAUUAAACUUAUUUUUGACUAUUUCUUUUGAUUAUAUUUUACUUUUAGAAAACAAAUACCAUAAGUAUUGUAACCAUUGUUAUUGUAACAAAAGAAUCUAAAAAUAUUAUUUAUUUUAUUUUUAUUAUCUAUUAUUUGAAUAUACAAUACUAACUUGAAAAAUUUAAAUUUUAUAAUCAUUACAUGUACUAAACCAAAUUAUUUUUCCUCUCACACAUUUCUGUUUUGCAAGAAAUCCUUGAUAUUCACAGUUUUAUAUAACCAAUGUAUGAAAAUAGCUAACCACUUCUUUGCAAAAAUGCAUUUCCAUACAAUAAAAACCAAAAUACAGACUACAGAUUCACUGAAAUAGUUUUGAAUAGGACAAGUUCAGUGUAAUUGUUUUUGUUGUGGAACUUUAUUGAAACAUCACCAUGCUUGCUGAUUAAUUUCCUUUAACUCUUGAUGGAAUCUUUCCUCAACAAUCCAUGGGCUGGAUUUACAAGCUUGUCAUCAUAAGGCAAUUAUAUUAGAUACUUCUUUAAAUAAUCUAUAAUAAUUUUUUAAUUUAAUCAAACCCUACCAAUUGCAUAUAUAAAAACAUACUGAGAGCAUAAACAUCCACUAAAAUAGUGCAUGUUUUAUGCAUCUUAGGAUUUUUUUGCAGCAGCAGUUUCCAAUCUGUUGUUGUUACUUGAUUAAUAUGUGAAGCAUUGUGUAAAAUCAAACAAGUAUUAUUAUUAUUUAGUAUUCAAUUGCUUCUAGUUCUCUCUAUUUAGGUCUUUGGAAGUAAGAACAUUGUACA
Molecule: messenger RNA, 1825 nt
Organism: Centruroides sculpturatus (bark scorpion)
Lineage: Eukaryota; Metazoa; Arthropoda; Arachnida; Scorpiones; Buthidae
Product: coiled-coil domain-containing protein 42 homolog
Exons: 11
Coding region: 109-1023 (304 amino acids)
Source: RefSeq, a predicted model, not a curated record